CGCAUGCGUACUGUUUCACUGUGCUUCUGAGCUUGCUGGUGUGUUUAUAGUGUUUAUAAUUAUCGGAUUAUUAAUAUAAUAAAUAUUAUAAAUAUGGAUCUGGAGGGAGGGACGUAUGAACCCGGCUUCGUUGGUAUCAGAUUCUGUCAGGAAUGUAACAACAUGUUGUAUCCUAAAGAAGAUAAGGAGAACCGUAUCCUGCUCUAUGCAUGCAGGAACUGUGAUUAUCAGCAGGAAGCCGAUAACAGCUGCAUUUACGUCAACAAAAUCACUCAUGAAGUCGAUGAGCUGACACAGAUCAUAGCGGAUGUAGCUCAGGAUCCUACGCUGCCUCGUACAGAAGAUCAUCCCUGUCCUAAGUGUGGCCACAAGGAGGCGGUGUUCUUCCAAUCACACAGCAUGAAGGCUGAGGAUGCUAUGAGGCUGUACUAUGUGUGUACAGCGCCACACUGUGGACACAGGUGGACAGAGUGAAGAAGAAACAUCGUGGCCGCUAAUUCCAUCAGAUAUUUAGUGAUCAUUAAUUGUAUUAAGUGUGUUUUUUGUAUGUUUAUUUUUAAUAAAAUAUGAUCGUCAGAA
Molecule: messenger RNA, 579 nt
Organism: Trichomycterus rosablanca
Lineage: Eukaryota; Metazoa; Chordata; Actinopteri; Siluriformes; Trichomycteridae
Gene: polr2i
Product: RNA polymerase II subunit I
Exons: 6
Coding region: 94-474 (126 amino acids)
Biological process (GO): maintenance of transcriptional fidelity during transcription elongation by RNA polymerase II; transcription-coupled nucleotide-excision repair; transcription initiation at RNA polymerase II promoter
Cellular component (GO): RNA polymerase II, core complex
Molecular function (GO): nucleic acid binding; zinc ion binding; DNA-directed RNA polymerase activity
Source: RefSeq, a predicted model, not a curated record